GUCAUUCUACUUGAAUUUUCCAGCUGCAGAAUGUGUAGUACCUUUAAAGGUUGGCUGUGAUGAGUAAACUGGAAUUAAAGGAAGACAAGAUGUUGGAGGUUCGAUUUGUGGGGGAUGAUGAUGUUCUUAAUCACAUUCUUGAUAGAGAAGGAGGAACUAAAUUAAAAAAGGAACGAACUCAGCUUUUGGUUAACACAAAAAAAUUACUAAAGAAGCCAGAAAAUGACUUAGAAGAUGACCAGGAAGUCUUAAAAGAUCAGAAUUAUGUGGAAGUUUUGGGGAGAAAUGUUCAAGAAUCCUUGAAAAAUGGCUCUGCUGCAGAUAGUGGAAAUAAAGUUUAUUCUUUUCAAAACAGGAAACACUCUGAAAAGAUGACUAAACUAGCUUCAGAACUAGCAAAAACACCAAGAAAAAAUGUUCAAUGUAAUUUGAAGGAAGAUCCUGAAAUAACAAUAAACACGCCUCAAAGUAGCAAGGGGCAUUCUGCUUCAGACAAAGUUCAGCUAAAGAGCAGUGACGAAAGUAAAUAUCUUUCAGCAGCACCUAGUGGUCUAAGGAAAAGAUUAAUAAUUUCAAGUUGUCAUUCUGACAGUGAAAGUGAGUAUUCUGCUUCCAACUCAGAGGAUGAUGAGGGGAUUGCACAGGAAUAUGAAGAAGACACUAAUGAAGUCAUACUGAGCCAAAAGAUUGAAGCUCAAAACAGAGUAGUUUCAGCUCCUUUUUGCAAAGAAAUACCUUCUAAGAAAAUAAAGAGAGAUAAAACAAGUAACUUAGUUGAAGAAUAUUUUGAAGCUCAUAGCAGUUCAAAAGUUUUAACUUCUGAUAGAACACUACAGAAAUUGAAGAGAGCUAAGCUGGAUCAGCAAACUUUGCGUAAGUUAUUGAGCAAGGUUUCUCCUUCCUUUACUGCUGAACUUAAACAACUAAAUCAACAAUAUGAACAAUUAUUUCAUAAGUGGGUGUUACAAUUACACCUGGGGUUCAACAUUGUCCUUUAUGGUUUGGGAUCUAAGAGAGAUUUAAUAGAAAGGUUUCGAACCACGAUGCUGCAAGAUUCUGUUCAUGUUGUCAUCAAUGGUUUUUUUCCUGGAAUCAGUGUGAAAUCAGUCCUGAAUUCUAUAACAGAAGAAGUCCUUGAUCAUGUGGGUACUUUUCGCAGUGUACUGGAUCAGCUAGACUGGAUAGUUGACAAAUUCAAACAAGAUUCUUCAUUAGAACUCUUCCUACUCAUUCACAAUUUGGAUAGCCAAAUGUUGAGAGGAGACAAGAGUCAGCAAAUUAUUGGGCAGUUGUCAUCUUUGCAUAACAUAUACCUUAUAGCAUCUAUUGAUCAUCUCAAUGCGCCCCUCAUGUGGGAUCAUGCAAAGCAGAGUCUUUAUAACUGGCUCUGGUAUGAAACUACUACAUAUAGUCCGUAUACUGAAGAAACUUCCUAUGAGAAUUCUCUUUUAGUUAAACAGUCUGGAUCACUGCCACUUAGUUCCCUAGUUCAUGUCUUACGAAGCCUUACUCCUAAUGCAAGGGGGAUUUUCAGGCUACUAAUAAAGUAUCAGCUGGAUAACCAGGAUAACCCCUCUUACAUUGGACUUUCUUUUCAAGAUUUUUAUCAGCAGUGCCGGGAGGCUUUCCUUGUCAACAGCGAUCUGACACUUCGGGCCCAAUUAACUGAAUUCAGGGACCACAAGCUUUUAAGAACAAAGAAGGGAACUGAUGGAGUGGAGUAUUUAGUAAUUCCUGUAGACAGUGGAACAUUAACUGAUUUCCUGGAAAAGGAAGAAGAGGAGGCUUGA
Messenger RNA from Chrysochloris asiatica (Cape golden mole), 1790 nucleotides. It is a transcript of the gene ORC2, whose product is annotated as origin recognition complex, subunit 2. The transcript has 17 exons. NCBI's taxonomy places the organism in Eukaryota, Metazoa, Chordata, Mammalia, Afrosoricida, Chrysochloridae. Gene Ontology annotation, biological process: DNA replication. The record is from RefSeq and is a predicted model, not a curated record. Bases 60 to 1790 code for a protein of 576 amino acids. Gene Ontology annotation, cellular component: nucleus; nuclear origin of replication recognition complex. Gene Ontology annotation, molecular function: DNA replication origin binding.